Molecule: messenger RNA, 192 nt
Organism: Spodoptera exigua (beet armyworm)
Lineage: Eukaryota; Metazoa; Arthropoda; Insecta; Lepidoptera; Noctuidae
Source: the annotation of a GenBank genome assembly
AUGAAACUGUUCAACCUGCUAGUGCUGGUCCUCGCGGUGGUCGCCAUGUUCAUGGGCUGCGUCAGCGCACAUCCCAAGGGCAAGGGUAGCGCACUGAGGAAAGGAGCUAAAGCCAUUAGAGCAGGAAUCGGAGCUAUCGGCGCCAUUGGUACGGGUCACGAGAUUUAUCAACACGUCAAAAACAGAGGAUAA